Messenger RNA from Macroventuria anomochaeta, 727 nucleotides. RefSeq lists its product as uncharacterized. The transcript has a single exon. Bases 163 to 654 code for a protein of 163 amino acids. NCBI's taxonomy places the organism in Eukaryota, Fungi, Ascomycota, Dothideomycetes, Pleosporales, Didymellaceae. The record is from RefSeq and is a predicted model, not a curated record.
CUGAUAGUUACAAGAUGCAGAGCAGAGCUUCUCCGCACGUGGAGACGCGCCAGUACGCGCUCCUUCCCGUCCCGAGACGCGUCCAGCACCCUCGUUAUUGAAUCCUUCACUCCACAAUCAGCAGCAAAUACUAUUCCAGACAUCCACGAACCAUCUUAGUCGAUGAAGUACGAUCUCAAUCUCACUUUUGAAGAGAUAUUCAACGACCUUUCUUCGGCUCUUCUGAACCAGCUGAUGGACAUUCAGCACCACAAAGCGAAACGAGAAGCAUCUGAACAAUGGGUAGAGCAACUGCGAUUCAUCGACAUUUUAGAUGUUCCGUCCUCGUCGGAUCGUCAUAAAAGCCAGCGGAUCUGGAAAUCUGACACACUUGUGCUUCCUUUGACCGAGCAACAAAAGCACAAGCCUGUCUGCGCAGUCAACCCAUGUUACAGAUUCAGCGCUCACAUCAUUGUCCAAAGUCUAGGGGGACCCAUACAUUUUGGCAAUCAUUAUAGGGUAUGCGCCACAAUGGCUUUCCGGUCUAGGGUCCCAAAUCCAUCUCAUACGGGAAGUCUUGAUCGAUGUCGAGGCAAUCUGCCCUCAACAUUGUCAUCUGAGCGUAGAACGCCUCGAUAUGCUACCAUUAAUGAAGCUAUUCUGAGUUCAGCCUGAAAUUGCAUCUAUGGUCAGGUCCAGUUGAUGCGGGAGGGCAUUGCCAGCAGGAACUACUCAUCAUGGUUAGAUU